Molecule: messenger RNA, 612 nt
Organism: Necator americanus (New World hookworm)
Lineage: Eukaryota; Metazoa; Nematoda; Chromadorea; Rhabditida; Ancylostomatidae
Exons: 7
Coding region: 1-612 (203 amino acids)
Source: RefSeq, a predicted model, not a curated record
AUGCCUAAGAAAAGUCGACUAAGUAGCUCCGCACCUGUUUCACGAAAGGAUCGAUUCAGGAACACACCUACUGAAGACAAUCCUUCUUCCACAAAUUGCACGGCUCUUCGAUCGAACACCGGAUCAAAAGCGGAAGUGAAGGCGACUGAUAGGAAUCCGCAAGAAAAGCGUUUUUCUUUCGGAGCUGGUCAUUCAGGAUCAAGUCAACAACAUCGUGUCCCAGUAUAUGAUGACGAUGAGCUGAGUAUGCUAAGGAGUAUCGCUUGUUCCAGCCAAAGUGACCGCGAUACGAUGCCUAAAAGACUUGCACGAUUGCAAGAACAUGAAUACGAAGACUGUUCGGAUAAUGAGCAAAUUUCCGCUGAAAGGGACCUCUGGAAGAAUUAUGAUGUUUAUUUGAAGAAAUCUCGUGCGAGAUCAGCCGGUGCUCGUGGAAGUGGUGUUUGUGAUAUGGAAUUUCGCGUGGCUGGUUACCGUCAUGAGAAGAUGAAGUCAUCAUCGUCACGGGAAUCGCAUGAUGAUCGCUUGAAUGGAUUGAUAUAUGAUCCUGAUUUCGAUUGUUACUAUAAUCCUGACACCGAUCAAUACUAUAGACUUCAACCGGAGUCAUGA